Molecule: messenger RNA, 3615 nt
Organism: Felis catus (domestic cat)
Lineage: Eukaryota; Metazoa; Chordata; Mammalia; Carnivora; Felidae
Product: olfactory receptor 49-like
Exons: 3
Coding region: 577-1554 (325 amino acids)
Biological process (GO): G protein-coupled receptor signaling pathway
Cellular component (GO): membrane
Molecular function (GO): G protein-coupled receptor activity; olfactory receptor activity
Source: RefSeq, a predicted model, not a curated record
UCUUCCCCAAGAUGCUGACCAACAUCCUGACUGGAUACAAGACCAUCUCUCUCCCAGGCUGUUUCCUACAAAGUUUCCUCUAUUUCUCCCUGGGCACCACAGAGUUCUUCCUACUGGCAGUGAUGUCCUUUGACAGGAAAGUGUUCCAGCAGAGAUGCUAUGAUGGGGCAGAAGCAACAGAAACUUCCUGAAAAACUGGUGACCCCAGAAGUUCUGGGGAACGCCCAGAGAUGAGCUAUCUGGGGAUGUUGGUGACCAAGGAGUCACGGAGCAUUUCUUAAGGAAGACUGGUUGUUGGAAAACAUGGAGGUUUGGGACACGUGCGGUACAAAGAGGACAGGGCCCGCCUAUGUCCAUGAGCUUCCGACCAUGUUACAGCUCUGGAGCUUCCUUCAUUUUGAAUCCCUGGUGGAUCCCCCAAGAAACACAGUCCUUGGGCAACAUUGCAGAGCCAGGAGCUUCCUCUGAAAACUAGGAGUCUCCAUCAUCACAACUGCCUUGAAGACAAUAGAACACCUCACCUGGCAGCUAGUGAGUUCCAAGUGUCCUUGGGUCGCCAGAGCAUCCCUCCUCCUGAUGCUGCACACCUCUGAUUGGCCACCCUCAGCAGAGGUCAGAGGAGCCAUGCGGAACUACACCGCUGUCACCGAGUUUGUCCUGCUGGGACUCUCAGAUGCCUGUGAGUUGCAGAUGCUCAUCUUCCUGGGGCUGCUGCUGACCUACCUCCUCACUCUGCUGGGGAAUCUCCUCAUCGUGGGCAUCACCCUCGUGGACAGGCGCCUCCACACCCCCAUGUACUACUUCCUCCGCAACUUUGCUGUCCUGGAGAUCUGGUUCACCUCGGUCAUCUUCCCCAAGAUGCUGACCAACAUCCUGACUGGAUACAAGACCAUCUCUCUCCCAGGCUGUUUCCUACAAAGUUUCCUCUAUUUCUCCCUGGGCACCACAGAGUUCUUCCUACUGGCAGUGAUGUCCUUUGACAGGUAUGUGGCCAUAUGUAACCCCUUGCGUUAUGCAACCAUCAUGAGCAGAAGGGUCUGUAUAGAGCUGGUUCUUUGUUCAUGGAUGGCAGGAUUCCUUCUCAUUGUCUUUCCAAGUUCCAUCAUACUUCAGCAGCCAUUUUGUGGCCCCAAUGUCAUUAACCAUUUCUUUUGUGACAACUUUCCACUCCUGGAACUGAUAUGUGCAGACACGAGUCUCAUAGAGCUUCUGGGUUUUAUUGCGGCCAACCUCAGUUUGCUGGGCACUCUGUCCGUGACGGCCACCUGCUAUGGCCACAUCCUCCACACCAUCCUGCGCAUCCCCUCGGCCAAGGAGAGGCAGAAAGCCUUCUCAACCUGCUCCUCCCACAUCAUUGUUGUGUCUCUCUUCUAUGGCAGCUGCAUCUUCAUGUACAUCCGGUCAGGCAAGGGAAAUGAGGGGGAGGACAGGAACAAGGUGGUGGCCUUGCUCAACACCGUGGUGACCCCGAUGCUCAAUCCCUUCAUCUACACCCUGCGGAACAAGCAGGUGAAGCAGGUGUUUAAGGAGCAGGUAAACAAGCUCUUCUUAUAAACCUGUGGAAUUAAGAGGCUGAAACUAAUAUUCCCAGGAAGGCUAACACGAUUCAGGCCCCUGCCAGAAAUGGAGACUUUCCCACUUAGAAAAUUCUCUGCUGCCAUGUUUCUGGGGUGCCAGUCACUAUGCAACUCAGCGUAAACUCAUAAGCUCUCUAGAUCCCCAAAGCAUUUUUAUUAAUUAUCAGAUUUGAAUUACUCUCUUCAUUCCAUCUGUGUCUGCCUGGCUUCCCAACAGAAUACAAAGAGCUCUUUGGGAGCAGGUCCCAGCUCUGUAAUUCACCACAAGCCUCAAGCACCAACCCAUUGUCAUUGACCAUAUAAAUACUCAAUAAGUACUUGCACCCUAACUGGUUCUUUGGGGUCUGUUGCUCCAACACCCUCAGACGAGAGGGUGCUAACAGUUCUCUGUUAGCACUGCCCUCAUUUCACACUUGUGCUCCUCUCACAGUAAUACAUCAGCAAGAACUCAACAGAGGACUAAGCGCAAUUGCUUAUUAUUUUGUACACAAACUUCUUAUGCUUGUUUUUAUUAAAAUUGAUAGAAAUUCUUCAUUCCUAUCGGUAACAGCUCUUCUACCUACUGGUUGGUUACUUCUCUGAGUCUCAGUCUCCUGUCUCUUGUGCAUUGCUGGUGGGAAUGGAAAAUGGUGCAGCCACUGUGGAAAACUCUAGGGCACUUUCUCAAAAAUAAACAUAGGUUUACUAUACAAUCCAGCCUGGGUAUAUAUCUAAAAGGAGCAAAAGCAGGGACUUAAAGAGAUAUUUGUACAUUCACGUUUAUAGCAGCAUUAUUCACACUAACCACAAAUAUGGGGACAACUCAAAUGUCUGCUGAUGAAUAAAAGGAUCAACAAAAUGUGCUAUAAACAUACAAUGGGGUAUUAUUCUGCCUUGAACAGGAAGGAAAUUGUGACACAUGCUCCAAAAUGGAUGAAUCUUGAAGACAUUCUGCUAAGUGAAAGAAGCCAGACACAAAAGUACAAAUAUUGGUUGAUGCCAUUUAUGUGAGGUAUCUAGAGUAGUCAGAAUCAUGGAGACAGAAAGUAGACUGGUGGGAACCAGGGGCUAGAGGUGGGGGUGUGAAUGACGUAUUGUUUAAUGGAUGCAGAGUUUUGGUUUCAGAUGAUGAAAAGGGUCUGAGAGGGGUAGUGCUGAUGAUUGCACAGCACUGUGAACGCCGCUGAGCCGUACACUUUAAAAUGGUCAAAAUGGUCAAUUUUAUCUUCCAUGUAUUCUACCACAGUAAGAAAAAAGAGAUUCCAGAUAGAGCAAAACUAUUUUAUCUUUGACUCUCCCUCUUUCUCUUAUAUCAGACAGCCAAUCCAUUGGCAAAUUCUGUAGAUUAUGCCUUCAAAAUAUACACAGCACCCCACCACUUCUAACCACCACCACCACUACUAUCUUUGUCCGUAUCACCUUCCAUUUCCUCUAGGUUCUCCAUCCCCUACUUGCCACCACCCCCCUGUCCCAUAUCCCUGGAAGAGGGCAGGGGUGGAAAACACAGGCAAGGGGGAAGUGGGCAUACAGAGUUAAGGCAGAUGAAGCCAACAGCACACACCUUUUCCCUCUGAAGAUUUCCCACCUGAAAGAGGCCUUAAGUGGAGCAAGGAGUACCUGUUCACUUUCAGUGAUGUUCAGAAUUUUAACAAUUACAUAGAAUUGGGCAACGUAAUAACCCGAUUCUUUGGACUUAUAGCGAAUGGAGAACUUCUAAAAUAAUAUGAGUGGCCAGAAAAUUCAUCAUACAUAUCCUGAAUCCCAUCCACCGGUCAAGGGAAAGAGAACUGUAGGAAGAAUUGUUUGAAUGGGUAUGUAGGAAGGGGGGGUAGAUGGAAAAUGCAUAUUACUAAUAGGGGGUUAUUAUUCAUAAUAUACAAAGACAAACCACCCAAUAGAUAAAGAGCAAAGGAUAUGCAUAGAUACUUCACAGAAAAGCAAACACAAAGAGCCAAUCAAUAAGGCAAGAUGGUCAACCAUAGUAAUAGUCAGGACAAUUCAAAUUAAAAUAAUAAUCCUUUUGAUGAUUGACGUAUUUUUCAUUUUUAAAGGUAAUAAU